AAAGAGAAAGAGCUUUGACAUGCGUGUGGUACAUUUCGUUUGUUUAUAUCGAAUCGACGUCUAAUCCAUAUUUAGUCACUGCUUUGAUCGUAUUUUCAAAAAUAUCAGCUGAUCAAAACUUGAAAGUUAUUUAUUUCUCGCUAGAUUCAUGGGUCUUUUAGCCAUGUACCAUUUACCAUGGGUGCGAUUGCAUCUGUUCUACAAUGGCAUUGUACUAUCUGUAGUUUGAUCAAUCCAACUGAAAGAAUAAAAUGUAUUAGAUGUGGGACGCUAAGGGAGCUCUUUGAUGACUCGGAUUUAUCGUCGGUCAUUUAUAAUUUCGACAAAAAUCAAGAGUGUACUGUUAUUCGACGAUUAAAUACUCCAAAAAAGGAAAUUGUUCAAAGUGCUGUGAAUAAUACCCCUAUCGAUGAAUACACAGUUUUACUGACCCCUUCGUCAUUUAAUAAGACUUCUUUAAGCUGUUUAAAAAAAUACUUCAGUUUACCAACUUUAUCAUUUGUCACUUAUUGUACAGUUUGUGACACUUAUUUUACAACAAUAGUCUUGAAAUGCAUAAUAUGUAAUUCACGGUUAAAAAUCAUGAAUAACACAGCAUCACCUUGCAAAGUUUGUUCUUUAACAUACAGAAAUUUUGACAAUUUAAGUUAUGAUAAGCUAUUAAUAUGCAAAUGCCAAAGAAAUAAAUCACUCUCACUUAUAAAGAGUGUGAGCUGUUCAGUGGCCCAAAAAGCCUGCAAUUCUUUAGUAGAUGGACAACAAAAAGACAUAAGAACAACUGCUAGUGGCAUUAAUGAAGUUGGUCCACCUACUAAUUAUAUAUGGACAGUUAAAAAUUUAGUUCCAGCUACUACUUGGACAUGCAAACAAUGUACAUUAUUAAACAGUGCUAAUUUAACAGUGUGUGAGGCUUGUGAAUCUCCAUAUUCACCUGAUUUGAAUAGCAAUUUAAAACCUAGUGUCAUUAUUAAGGUAAAUAAUUGGGCGGAUAACGAAUCUCUUCAUUCAGAAAGUCAUAAACCGUACUACCGACGAUCUCUCUCUGAACUGCCAUCAGCUCACAAUCUACACAUGCCUAACUUAAAUAGAAGUCUCGAAGCUACACUGGGUAGCUUUCCGAAGGUCAGCACCUCAAUGACUGAUAUUCAAUCUUCUCAACAUUCCUCCUUAUUUGAUAAUCUGAAUAGCGUUUGCGGCAAGAAUUAUAACAGCAGGAACAUUUGUGAUACUACUUCUAAGGAUAAAGGGACUCUUUUCACUUAUAUAGGAAUCUCAGAACCGGACAAGGAUAAACAUUUUUAUGAAAAUCAGACCAUUAUUAAUGCCCAGAAAAGAAAUAUCGAAUUUGAUGCCGACAAGCACAACAAAAUUAUGCAACUGAUGAGGGAAUCUACAGGAACGAAGUCUAGCUGGGUGUUGAACGAAAGACGGUGGACUUGCAGGCAGUGUUCAUUCGCAUACAACGGUUUUAGCGUCGAGAAAUGUGAUAUUUGUAAAAGUUGGAGAACGCCGCCAUCGUUGAGUCAGCCUUGUACUGUAACUGUCACGGAAGAUAGGAAUAUCACCAUGAACUGUUCUUCAAACAAACCAAUUAAUUGGAGUGACUCAAAGAUUCAAGUACCAAUUGCUACUCUUGAUCAAGAACUAGAAGACGAUUUUCAAAUUUUACCAGAUGGCGAUAGUCCCACAGAAGAUCAAAAAUGGACUUGCAAAAAAUGCACCUUGGUCAACAGUGAGCGAUCUCUCGUUUGCGAAGCCUGCUACGGCUCCAAGCUCAGAUCCAUCACCCUGAACCACGACAUGACCUUGAAAAAGGGAGAGUUCUGGUCUUGCUCGAAAUGCACCUUGAAAAACUCGCUUAACAACUUAGUGUGCAAAGCGUGCAAGACCGACAAAUAUCCAGAAACUAUGUCUUCUAGGAGUCCAUCUCCUCGCCACGAUAGAUCUAAGAGGAACGUCGUUAGGGGUGCGACCAGUUCGAAGGUGCAAAGUACUCGAAGUAUAACUGUCGUUAAAUCGGAAAGGAGCAAGGUUAAUUUACUUACAGAUUUGGAUCACAAUUCAAUCACUUCAGGGCCUUAUGAACCAUGGCAAUGUCUGGUUUGUACAUUUGAAAAUACUAAAUCUUAUAUAAUCUGUGAUAUGUGUCAAAAGAUGAGAAAAGAUAUAAAUUCUAGUAAUCCGAAAGAACCACCUCGAUUGACACAGCAAGAAAUGAGUAACAAACAUUGGAACUACAUAGUCAAAUAUUGCAAGUUGAAGAAACAAAGUUAUUUAGACGACGAAUUUCCACCUAUGCCAAGUAGCCUAUAUUACAAUCCAUCUGAAAUUAAAGAUUCCCAUGCAGUGAAAUGGAAACGAUUGCGAGAUAUUGUCGUAGAUGACGAAAAGGACUUGCCGUGGGCUGUUUUUCGGAAACCACAACCCUCGGAUAUCUCUCAAGGCGUUUUGGGUAACUGUUGGUUGUUGAGCGCUCUCGCUGUAUUAGCCGAGAGGGAAGAUUUGGUGAGAGCUGUCUUGAUAACGAGAGAGUUUUGUGCACAAGGCGUUUAUCAAGUUAGAUUGUGUAAGGACGGGCACUGGAUUACUGUUCUAGUAGAUGAUUAUUUUCCUUGUGACAAAAGGGGGCAUUUAUUUUAUUCUCAGGCUAAGAGAAAACAACUAUGGGUUCCGUUAAUAGAAAAAGCUGUAGCGAAAAUACACGGUUGUUAUGAAGCUUUAGUUUCUGGUAGAGCCAUCGAAGGCUUGGCAACGUUGACGGGGGCGCCUUGUGAAAGUAUACCGUUGCAAGCAUCAUCUAUUCCAGCGCCGGCAGAGGAAGAACUUGAUGUUGAUCUCAUUUGGGCACAGUUACUUUCGUCGAGGCAAGCGAUGUUCUUAAUGGGAGCUUCGUGUGGAGGCGGCAAUAUGAAAGUGGACGAAGUUGAGUACCAUUCGAAGGGAUUGCGACCUAGACAUGCUUAUUCACUUUUAGAUGUAAGGGAUAUCAAUGGUAUUAGAUUACUCAAACUUAGAAAUCCUUGGGGACACUUUGUAUGGAAAGGCGACUGGUCCGAAGUAUGCCCCAUGUGGACUGCCGAAUUGAGAGCAGAACUGAUGCCGGAAGAAUGCCAAGAUGGCACGUUCUGGAUUGCUUUUACGGAUGUAUUGAAAUAUUUCGACUGCAUAGAUAUUUGUAAAGUUAGAAACGGAUGGAACGAGAUUAGGUUAACUGGUAUACUGCCACCUUUAGCUAGCCAACAACAUUUAUCGUGUAUAUUUCUAACUAUUUUAGAGCCUACGGAAGUGGAUUUUACUUUAUUUCAGGAGGGUCAAAGAAAGUCUGAAAAAUCUCAACGAUCUCAAUUAGAUUUAUGUGUAGUGCUCUUUAGAGCAAGAGCCGGAUCGACAAUAGGCAGUUUAGUGGAACAUAGUAAACGUCAAGUAAGAGGAUUCGUAGGAUGUAAUAAAAUGUUAGAAGCCGGAGAAUAUGUAGUAGUUCCUCUGGCCUUCAACCAUUGGCAUACCGGUCUAGAAGAUGUUGCGGCCUACCCCAGGUAUGUCCUAGCGAUCCACAGUUCUAAAAAAUUGUUUGCCGAAAACAUUCUGCCGCCUAGUUAUAUUUUGGCAGACGCUAUUAUAUCGCUAACUUUAGCUCGAGGACAACGACACGAAGGUCGGGAAGGCAUGACAGCGUAUUACUUAACCAAAGGCUGGGCUGGCCUAGUCGUUAUGGUCGAAAAUAGGCACGAGAAUAAAUGGAUUCAUGUCAAAUGUGAUUGUCAGGAAAGCUACAACGUGGUUUCCACCAGGGGAACAUUAAAAACUGUCGAUUCAGUGCCUCCUUUGACCCGCCAAGUGAUUAUCGUUUUGACGCAACUCGAAGGUAGCGGAGGAUUUUCCAUAGCACACCGUUUGACACAUCGACUAGCCAAUUCCCAGGGAUUGCACGAUUGGGGUCCUAUUGGUUCCAGUCACGAUCCCGAACUUGAUCAUCAAACCACCGGGUUACAUUCACCACGUUUAUUUUAAGUUAGUUUACGUAUCGUGACGGCUUUCGUUAUAUAUCGUUUUUGUUUAUUGUUACAAUUUUGAUUAAAUUACAUAGUCUGGUUUUUAAUGAUUAAAAUAUAAUUGAAAUGAU
Messenger RNA from Diabrotica balteata, 4123 nucleotides. The record is from the annotation of a GenBank genome assembly. NCBI's taxonomy places the organism in Eukaryota, Metazoa, Arthropoda, Insecta, Coleoptera, Chrysomelidae.